GCAGAUUCCGCCGCCCGCUAACCCCUAGGUCUGCCCCUCCGCGUCCUGUAACAGCCCCGGGCGAUAGCUGCGUUGGCUGUUUUGGUGGACGCGGGUGGCAGGCGUCUGGAGCGGCUGGCUCAUCAUGUGGUGCAUGGGCCCAGCCGCGGUGGUAGCCUUUUGUGCCGGACUUUGGGUGUCUAACCCGAGGACGGCGAUGGGCCAGGAGGCCGGGGAACGGCCAGGGGCCGACUGUGAAGUUUGUAAAGAAUUCUUGAACCGAUUCUAUAAUUCCUUGAUAGCCAGAGGAGUCAACUUUUCCCUGGACACCAUAGAAAAGGAAUUGGUCCGCUUUUGCUUGGAUGUCAAAGGAAAAGAAAACCGCUUGUGCUAUUAUCUAGGUGCAACCAAGGACGCAGCCACGAAGAUCCUCAGUGAGGUCGCUCGCCCGAUGAGUGUGCACAUGCCCGCGGCAAAGAUUUGCGAGAAGCUCAAGAAGAUGGACAGCCAGAUCUGUGAACUGAAAUACGAAAAGAAAUUGGACCUGGCAUCAGUGGACCUGUCAAAGAUGAGAGUAGCAGAGCUGAAACAGAUAUUGCACAACUGGGGAGAGGAGUGCAGAGCCUGUGCGGAGAAAACCGACUACGUGAAUCUCAUCACUGAAUUGGCACCCAAGUAUGCAGCAGCCGACCCCAAAACAGAGCUCUGACCCUCCAAUGCUGGUGCGCCAUUAAUGAAAGACACAGUGACUCUCCAGGAAAAUGACUUGUUGGUUAAGAGUAACUGGGAGUUGCACUGUAUGUGGUCUCAUUAUUUUUGCUUUAAGAAAAAAAACAACCAAGAAUUGAUUACUUGGAUUUACAAUGAAAACUGCUGAUUAUUAGUGGUGUCUUACAUUUGCAGUGUACCCAAACCUAACAGUGCCUUUCUCAUUAUUUUUGUAAGGAUCACAUAUAUUGUCUUUAUCCAUGUCCUUAAAAUCGAGAAAUGUGAAGUACUGAGAAAUUGAUGGAGUAAGUCGAUUCAAAGACGGAAGACAGUGCUCAGAGGCCCCUCUCUGUGCACUAAUUUUUAAUUAAAUAUAUUGGUUUAGGAAAAAAGAGACAAUGUUUUGUCUACGUGACUCCCACCUUCAAUCCAAAACAAUAACAUGGCAUAAUCAAAGGUUUUAAGAAGUAAACUUUAUACUUUCAACUGCAAAUCACUCUAUGUUCUGGCUCUUUUUGGCAUCUGAUAUGGGAGGGCAGGAGGCACUAUUUGAAAUUAGGAUUUUCCCAAAGAAGGAAUACCUAUUUAAAACCUAUUUAUACCUACUUAAAACAGAUCAAGAAUCCACUUAAGGAGACCCUGUGUUUUAGCAAAUUGUAUCAGCGCUCACACUAUUGACUAAACUAAGCUCAAGGUGUUCUGUAUUCCUUGCUACCACACAUUAGACAAGCGUUUUUUGAAGAUUAAAACAUGGUAAGAGCACCUGCAGGCAAGAAAAAGCUCUACGGUUCUUAAUGCUAUUUUAUCUGCCUUAAAUUGUAGAUUCGUUCUUGGCUCCAUUUUCUGGCCCCAUCAGGGUGAGAACCCCCACCCCCACAAGUGGCUGCCUCGGGUGAGGAGGCAGAGGUGGGAAAGGCUUGCAGAGCAGCUCAAGGGGACUUUCUAGGGGGAUAGGAAUGCCUUGUACCUUGAUUGGGGUGGUGGUUACAGGGUUGGAUAGGAUUGUGAAACUCAUCAGCAGUACAGUUAAGAUCCAGUAAUUUUUUAAAUAUACAUUUUAUUUAAAAUACUGCUAUAGAAAAAUUAUUUGGAAAUUAACUGAACUUCAUUGAUUCAAAACAUCUUGUUCAUGUAGAGAAUUACAUUUGCUGAUUGGGAGUCCUUUUGGGGAGUGGAGGAGAAAAUUUCCAGAUUGAAUGUGUACACUGAAAGUACAAUUUUCCCAUUUAAAUGCUAUGGAGGUAAAUUAAUUUUUAGUUAGGCAGUUGAGAUGUUACCGAACUUAUCAGACAAUUGGUGGUUAGUAACAUAAAAAUUAGAAUAAAAAAGCUUUGGUAUAAUAAAUGACCGAAAGGGUUAUUGUUUCUGGAUUUGAGAAGCUUGAUCAUUGUGUGUAAAGCACUCUAGUUUAUUACAAAUUAUAUCUUUAGAAGUCCAUAUUUAGUUUAAUUGUUUUUCUUAUUUUUUUUAUAACCUUUGUGUUUGUUUUCUUUUAGUGCAUUUUGAACCUGUUGAGGAACUUAACAUUUGAACAUAGUAUGUUUGAUGUCUGACCUCAAAAUCAGGUCAUAUUUUCUCAGUGUUGUUGUUGUUGUUGUUGUUUUUCCUCAGGAUAGAAAUCUAGGUCAUAAGAGCACUGCCCAGCAGUUCAUUCAAAUCCGUGAGGUUUGGUUUGGAUUUUCAUAGAGCUUUCACUCUGUUACUGCCACUGAAACUUUUAAAAAAAUUAUUUUUAUUAACAUACAAUGUAUUAUUUGCCCC
Messenger RNA from Mustela erminea (ermine), 2448 nucleotides. It is a transcript of the gene CDNF, whose product is annotated as cerebral dopamine neurotrophic factor. The record is from RefSeq and is a predicted model, not a curated record. Gene Ontology annotation, cellular component: endoplasmic reticulum. NCBI's taxonomy places the organism in Eukaryota, Metazoa, Chordata, Mammalia, Carnivora, Mustelidae. The coding region runs from base 125 to 688 and encodes 187 amino acids. The transcript is spliced from 4 exons. Gene Ontology annotation, biological process: dopaminergic neuron differentiation; neuron projection development.